Octopus sinensis (East Asian common octopus) is the source of this 2453-nucleotide messenger RNA. RefSeq names its product zinc finger protein 665-like. The record is from RefSeq and is a predicted model, not a curated record. Gene Ontology annotation, molecular function: DNA-binding transcription factor activity, RNA polymerase II-specific; RNA polymerase II cis-regulatory region sequence-specific DNA binding. The transcript has 10 exons. Lineage: Eukaryota; Metazoa; Mollusca; Cephalopoda; Octopoda; Octopodidae. Gene Ontology annotation, biological process: regulation of transcription by RNA polymerase II. Bases 393 to 2147 code for a protein of 584 amino acids.
GCAUUUCUCAACUGCCAGACACACACAUAUAUAACAACACUAUCCUUUAUGAAGCAUUUCCAACAUCAGACAACAUUGACAUAACAGAAGAAACAUCCUCAACAUCUACCACGUUUCAAAGACUAAAAGAAAAUAUUGUACAAAACAGAUGUAUCAGAUUGUGUUUUACAAAUCUGUGGAUUUCUGUGAAACAUUUGCUCUGCAAUAGUAUUAUUUGUAAAAUUUCUGAACAUCACCGACUGGAGUGUCAAGAAGAGGGGCCUGUGUGUUGAUUAAAUGUUGCUAAACAAAGGUGACACUGGACAGAAAUACAACAGUAGAAGUGUAUAUAAGGAAUAAAGUGUAAAAAGAAACGGCACAAAAACAUAUAAAUUGGGAUUUGAGAGGAAAAAAUGGAAAAGAGUGAGAAAAGUGUAGAAUUGAUUUCCCCUGAACCCAAGACAAAAGAGAUGAGUUCAUACGAUUGUGAUAUCUGUAGAAAGUCCUUCCUUCAAAAAAGUGACCUAACUAUGCACAAACGUACUCAUAGAGGAGAGAAACCGUAUCGUUGUGACAUUUGUGGUAAAUCAUUCUCUUGCAGUAGUAAGUUAUCUACACACAAGCGUAUUCAUGCAGGCGAGAAACCAUAUCAUUGUGAUAUCUGUGGUAAACCAUACUCGUAUAAUAGUGCCUUAAUAUCACACAGACGUAUUCAUACGGGAGAGAGACCAUAUCAUUGUGAUAUCUGUGGUGAAUCUUUCUCUCAUAAUAAUACCUUAACUACGCAUAAACGUAUUCAUACAGGAGAGACACCAUAUCAUUGUGAUAUUUGUGGUAAACCCUUCUCUGCCAAUAGUGCCUUAGCAGCACACAAACGUAUUCAUACGGGAGAGAAGCCAUAUCAUUGUGAUAUCUGUGGUAAAUCAUUCUCUCUUAAUUCUGUCUUAACUGCACAUAAACGUAUUCAUACAGGAGACAAACCUUAUCAGUGUGAUGUCUGUGGUAAAUCAUUCUUUAACAUUUGCUAUGUAACAAAGCACAAACGUUCUCAUACGGGAGAGAAGCCAUAUCAUUGCGAUAUCUGUGGUAAAUCGUUCUUUCGUAGUAGUUACGUUACUGUGCACAAGCGUAUUCAUACAGGUGAGAAACCAUAUCCUUGUGACAUUUGUGGUAAAUUAUUCUCUUGCAGUAGUAAGUUAUCUACACACGUACGUUCACAUACAGGAGAGAAACCAUAUCAUUGUGAUAUCUGUGGUAAAUCAUUCUCUGAAAGUCAUGCCUUAACAAAACACAUGCGUAUUCAUACAGGAGAGAAGCCAUAUCACUGUGAUAUUUGUGGUAAACGGUUCUCUAGUAAAAGAUCCUUAACAUCACAUAAUCAUACUCACACAGGAAAGAAGCCACAUCAUUGUGAUAUUUGUGGUAAACCAUGCUCUAAUAAUAGUGCCUUAACAUCUCACAGACGUAUUCAUACUGGAGAGAAGCCAUAUCAUUGUGAUAUUUGUGGUAAAUCAUUCUCUCAUAGUAAUACAUUGAAGGGACACAAAUCCAUGCAUACAGGGGAAAAGCCAUUUCAUUGUGACAUCUGUGGUAAAUCAUUCUCUCUAAAUGGUGACUUAACAAAACACAGACGUAUUCAUACAGGAGGGAAGCCAUUUCAUUGUGAUAUUUGUGGUAAACCAUUCUCUGGCAAAGGUGGCUUAGCAACACACAAACGUAUUCAUACAGGAGAGAAACCAUAUCAUUGUGAUAUCUGUGGGAAAUCAUUCUCCCAAAGUAUUCACUUAACUAUACACACACGUAUUCAUACAGGAGAGAUGCCUUACCAUUGUGAUAUUUGUGGUAAACCAUGCUCUAAUAAUAGUGCUUUAACAUCACACAGACGUAUUCAUACGGGAGAGAAACCAUAUCAUUGUGAUAUCUGCGGUGAAUCCUUCUCUCAUAAUAAUAUCUUAACUACACAUAAACGUAUUCAUACAGGAGAGAAGCCCUAUCACUGUGAUAUCUGUGGUAAACACUUCUCUCACAAUAGUACCUUAACGAAACACAAAUAUAUUCAUACAGGUGAGAAACCAUAUCACUGUGAGAUCUGUGGUAAAUCAUUCUCUCAAAAUGGUAACUUAGUGAAACACAAAUAUAUUCAUACAAAGAAGAAAGGAAAAAGGUAGUUUCUGCAGUUUCUUGUUUGCUGUAGUGUAAUCCUUUAGAGGUUCCAUACCAGGUUUCAAUAUAUAAAAAACAGGAGCUGCAUGUGGACGUACGUGUGUGAAGUUUUUUGCUUUGUACCUUGACUUAAUGCUUGUGUUAAAUUUAGUGAUGAUCCAUAAGCCAGUAACACACAUCAUGAUAUUGAAUACACAAUAUUUGAUACUCCAUAUGAUAUUAGCAAGCAAGUGUUGCCAAAUUUGAAGGACAUUAAAAUGUGUUUCAUUUGAAUGAGAAAAAGAAAAAAAGACUUCAUUUGGAGACCUAAU